AUGCAACAAUGGCAAAUCCUGCCGCCCGAUCUGGUAGAGCUCCAAAUUGGCCAGGUUGACCUUCUGUUGGCUAUGUACCCUGAAGAGAUUAUCUUCGAUGAGAAUUCUCGGGGGAUAUUAGAUAUCUUGCGCGACACCGAUGAUGCCAGGUCUAAAGUCGCUGUCAAACUGACGCCAAGUAUCUCGGUCAUCCUUGAUCUACCGAUAUCAAUGGCCGAAGAAGAGGCGUCAAAUUCGAGGACAUUGCGCCUAGACAUCGGAAUACCGUUCGCGUACAACGGGAGCCUGCCGCCUUCUGAACCACCAGUGGUUAAAGUACGAGUACAGCAACCCAACUGGAUGAGUAAAGCCGCGACGUCACAGUUGACAGCGGAUAUUCCGGAAGAAGAAGACUUAUUGGGUACCAUCGAGUUCAUUCGAGAAGCUGCAUCCGAAUACCUCGCGGACAUUGAGAAGAAGGAGAUGGCUCUAGACACCGCAACCAUAUACGCCGGACCGCUGGUAAGAGUUUGGUUCUAUUUCCCCUCGAUUAGCACACGUUCCAAGCGCGACGACUUCAUCAAGUACGCGCCGUCCUACCAGCUGACCGGCUUCCUCUUUGCUGGCAAACCCGGUUUACUCUGUGUCGAAGGUGGCUCGCAAAACAUCGAUGACUACAUGAAGUUCAUCAAAACGGAAAGCUGGGGUGAUAUUCCUGCGCAUCAUAAGAAAGUUAGUGAGCGACACCGAGAGACAUGCGAGAAGAGGGUCUUUCCAGACAUGACUGAGAUUACGGAUACGGUCGGUGAGAGACGCGGGCAAAGAGCAAAUAGAGGGGAUAUGAAGGCGAUAGAAGAGUGGCUUGUGGAGAGAGGCCUGGGUGAUGCCUUUACAAAGGUGUUGAUGUAG
Molecule: messenger RNA, 888 nt
Organism: Alternaria atra
Lineage: Eukaryota; Fungi; Ascomycota; Dothideomycetes; Pleosporales; Pleosporaceae
Exons: 1
Coding region: 1-888 (295 amino acids)
Source: RefSeq, a predicted model, not a curated record